AAAGUUGCUCGUAUAAAAGCGCAACGGAACUUUGCAAAUAACAUCAGUUCCUUUGCACAGCUCCAACAGAACGUUGAGUGGAAAUAAAGAGUUCAUUUUCAACUUAAACACAUUCCACCAAAUAAAUUAGCCAUCGUCAUGAUUUCGAGUUCGAUGAAAAUCUUCGCUUUCCUAACGGUCCUCGUAGUCAGCGUGCAACACAUUUCGGGGCAACAGGCGGUUUGUGGCCCUGCCAUAGAUGCCACGCUCAGUGUUUUGUGCGAAAACGGCUUUAACACGAAGUUCAAGAAAUCACUGGAAUGGGAUGACAUAGGCAACGCUGAGUCCGAAGAACUGUCGCCCUUUGGCAGGAUGAACUUUCCCUUCUUAGCCAAGAUUCACGGUGGCCAGGUCGAUACGGUGGCCAAAACCCGUCGUCGUCGUGAUGGUGUGUACGACGAAUGCUGCCGCAAGUCCUGCUCCUACGGCGAAUUGCUCUCUUACUGCAAAUAGACUAAGUCAUCGCUGAAAACUUGUAACAUUAAAUGAAUUUGUUAAAGGCCUUUCAGGCAGCCUCUUAAGUAGUCAAUUGGCAAUUUCUCUCCUACACCUAACCAAGUAGACAAAUUGCCAUUAGACUGAACUUAGAGGCGUUCUGAAACGCAUGUGCAAAUUCCGAUAUAUACAUACUUAUGAAUUAUGAAUAUCCUAAGGAAAAGCUGAAUAAAAUUUAAGAACUGGAAAUUUGUUCAUCACUAAUUUUAACCAAGAAAUCUUUAUAAUUCCUCACAAACUUGAUAUAUUUAAAUAUUUAAAUUGGAGUAGCACAUCUCAAAAUGCUUUAAAAGUUAAAGUGUGCGUUCUUCCAAUACAAAAAUGUAUA
This is a messenger RNA of Zeugodacus cucurbitae (melon fly), 862 nucleotides long. Its product is annotated as LIRP. The transcript is spliced from 2 exons. The record is from RefSeq and is a predicted model, not a curated record. Gene Ontology annotation, molecular function: hormone activity. Gene Ontology annotation, cellular component: extracellular region. Lineage: Eukaryota; Metazoa; Arthropoda; Insecta; Diptera; Tephritidae. The coding region runs from base 139 to 492 and encodes 117 amino acids.